AGCCUAUCUGAGAUUUGUUCUACGUGUGUUUUUGUAACAAGUAUGAAUAUCAUUAAUUUUCAAGUGGGUGUUAAACCACCUUAACCGCGCAACACCCGCUGAAUGAGUGCACAUGUGAAUUAGAGAUUGCUCUUAGAAAACUGAAGACAAGCUAGUAGGGAUAGAUGAUCUACACCACUCUGAGUAAUGUAUUGCCUUGGAUGUGGCAGUGACAUAGCUGAUAAACUGAAGGACAGCCGGAAUGUGAACACCUCAAGCUCUGAAAACGUUGCAGCAGUAUGGAAAGCAUUCUUAGAAAAUGAAGACCAGCAGGCUGUUGCAGAUGUCGACAGCAUCCUCAAUGGUGGAGACAGCCAAAGAGUGCCCAAGAUGUGCAAGAAUUGCUUCUAUUCUUACAAUAGGUACACCAAACUUCAUGACAAACUCCAAGAAAACAUUAGAAAGGCCGCUGAUGUUUUGGAACUACAACUCCCACUGCCAAAGAAACGUAAGCUUGAUAGUUCACUGUCUUGGCAAACAACUAGGGCUCAGCCAUCAGGAUCUAGCACCCAGUCCCCUGAAGUUGCGAUUAAAGUGUGUUACAAAACUCCAAAAACAUUCCUGCUCACUCCUAGCCGAAAACACAUAGGAAAAGCUAUUGCUCGUAAAAGCAGAAAAAAAGUUGCUAUGGAGGCCUUAAAAGACCCAACCACCAGAAAAUACUUAUUGAAGAUGGUCGGGAUAGAAUUGGCCAAAGAAGUGAAAUGUAUGUCAUCAGAGAGUGCUAACUCUAUCUUGCAGAGCCAGAAUCCUGAUGACCUUAGACAAUUCAGUUGGGAAAUGCUACUGAACGAGCUCUCUAUGUUUGCCCCUGUGUUGAGACAACUCCUGGAUUUAGCCACUAACACCAGAGUCCGCCGUUCCAACACUGAUGCUGUCAUUGGGAUGUGUGCAGCCAUCCUUAUCAACCAUCGCAAUCCAAAGAUGAAUUUGGUCCAACGAAGCAAUGCCCUGGUUCUGUAUGCUGGUCACAGCUCAAAGCAGGUCUAUCAGCGACUACAGAGGUUAAAUGUGACUGUAUCACACUCUUCUGUGAUUCGAAUGCUAGACAAAGUUGGCGAAGGGUUUGAUGCUCAGGUUAAGGAAUGGAGAGAUCGCCUUGUAUCCACACUGGACAGUGGCAAUGAAAUUCAAAUUCAGAGAGCCCCCUGGAUCACUUGUGAGAAUGACGAUAUUGAUCGGCCCACAGCAUCCACCAGUGAUGAUUCGGACACGGACUCAGAUUCUGACUCAUCGUGGAAGAAUUACUCACCCAUCACCUCUGGGUCAGAAGACGAAGGUGAUGAUGAUCUCAGGAGCAACUCCUCUUCAAGUGAUGUGAGUAAUUUUGACAGCAGUGAUGAAGAAGAUACUCCAAGUAACCUUCCUACUUCUGGACCUCUUCACCAGGGCUCAACUUCUAACGCACCACAAACUGGAAAUAUGGCAGGCGUCACAUCCAAUAAACACACUAAGCAGCAAGAUCAUCCAACAAUGUACCAUUUGGUUGGUGAUAAUGUGGACAAAGGAAUAAAACAGCGGUAUAUGAGAGUUGGUACCAGUAAGCCGGAUGAUAUUCACUACUUCCACUCCUAUGCUGUCGGUGACCGAAUUGACUUCAUGAAUCUCAGUGACCAAGUUAUUCCGACUCUACAGCAAAAUUCUGAACAAGUUGCUGUUUCCUUAUUACCAACAUCUGACGAUGAUCUCGCUCUUCGUAACAACAUGUGUAUUCUCAUGUCCAGAAUCCUCUACGAAAACAUGGGAUUCUUCAAUCUAGCUUUUGAUGGUGUCGUAGAUUGGCACAGAGAGAGAGACCUUUACUCAAAUACGUUGCUACCUGCAUGCAUGUAUAAUGUGCAGAUCAUCUUGAAACCUUCAUCAUGCACACAUCUAUUUAAGUACUACAAUUAA
Messenger RNA from Halichondria panicea, 1932 nucleotides. RefSeq lists its product as uncharacterized. Lineage: Eukaryota; Metazoa; Porifera; Demospongiae; Suberitida; Halichondriidae. The record is from RefSeq and is a predicted model, not a curated record. The transcript has 5 exons. Bases 187 to 1932 code for a protein of 581 amino acids.